Aethalodelphis obliquidens (Pacific white-sided dolphin) is the source of this 2383-nucleotide messenger RNA. It is a transcript of the gene CCDC81, whose product is annotated as coiled-coil domain containing 81. Lineage: Eukaryota; Metazoa; Chordata; Mammalia; Artiodactyla; Delphinidae. Gene Ontology annotation, cellular component: microtubule organizing center. The transcript has 15 exons. The coding region runs from base 106 to 2028 and encodes 640 amino acids. The record is from RefSeq and is a predicted model, not a curated record.
CUCCAUAUAAAGAAGGAAGAAAAGAGACACUUUGAAGACCCAGCCGACUGGGGACUGGAGAUUUUGGACACCAUCGUCCCUUCCCUGCAGGACCUAGGCAGGCACAUGAUGCACACGCUGCCCUCGCUGAGCAAGGAGGAAGUCUCUACCAUUUGGGGGAAUGUGUCAGAAUUUGUGGAACGGCAGCUAUCCCUACACAAGGGAGUUCAGAUUCCAGGACUUGGAACUUUCACUUUCACGAGACAAAAACUGGAGGUGGGAAACAACAAGUUUAUUCUAAUUCAGAGGCCCAUAUUUAUCAUGGUGGAGAAGUUAGUACAGACCCAUGGACUCAAACAAAACAAAGUACAUACUCCUGGUGAUAUCCCAGUUGUUCCACUUAAUUUUGUCAUGAUAUCCCUAGAGGGUCCAUUUAACAGAGAUACGGUGGAAAGAUGUGUGAAGGAGACGUCGCUUUUUUUAUCACGAUCCAUUUCCACCAAACAAAACGUGGAGUUUACAUUCAAAGGAAUUGGGGUCCUUGUGAUCAGAGGUGGCAAUGUGAAGAUGAGAUUUUAUAAGAACUUCCUUUUUACAAUGGAUGGAAGUGGGGCUUUGGCGAAAGCCCUAGCAAAUAGGCCUGACACUGUGGACUCAGUGUUGUCUAGCAGAGAAUCCUUGGGGAACCGGCCCAACAGCAUGCUUUCAUUUCCAAGGAUUGAGCUCAAGGAGAUGGAGAACAAACUGCCUAUGGAGACCACUGCAGAAGAAGGUGGACAGAAUGGACAAAGGAAGAGCAAGUUAAAAGACCAGUCAGACAAAGAAGAAGGCGUCCGAGAGAUCUUAUCACCCAAGGUAAUUCAAGAUAGACAAGCUAUCUCCCCCACCAAAGCAACAAAUGUCAGUUUCCCGUACAAACUGGAGCAGAAUGGGAGUGGUGGGAAGAAUAUGAACAUUGAAAGAUUACGAUCUCUGGGUGGUCUGAAAAAUUACAAUGAAAUGAAGCCUAAAAUUUCUCCAGCCACUUCUUGCCAGUAUCAUAAUAGGACAGGACAGGAAAUGUGUUAUGUAUGCUUGCAACGAGCACAGCGGAAUUUCCCAUUGUACUACGGUGAGGAGAGGAAAAGGAGAGAGAUGGAAGAUGAGCUACUCCUACAGCAGUAUCAGAUGCUGAAAGAUCAAGAGUCUGUCUUCAAAGAGCAGAUGCAAAGUCUGGCUAGUAGAGAACAGAAUCAAAAAAAUGCUGCUUAUAAUCUUGGAGUUGCUGAAGCCAUAAGAAUCCACAAGAAUGAGAAACCUGAAUUUCAUAAAUCCUUCUUGUUUGAUAAACGGCCACUCAGUCCUGAGAUUAAUGCUCUUAAGCAAGAGGAAUAUUCCCAAAGUCUCCUGAAACAAAUGGGUCACAGACGGGAAAAGGACAUAAAGCAAAGACAAAACAGAGAGAUGAUGGACCGCCUGGAACAAGUGCAGCUGACAGAGGAACUUGCUGCACAAAGAGCCAAAUAUAUAAAAGAUAAGAUGGAAGAAACACAGUGUUACAAGAGAGCUUUGGAUGAACAGAUAAAGAACAAAUGCCCCCAGCUGCCCAUGUUUGAGCCAGACUCUUCUGAGCCUAUCUUUGGUAAGGAGGAGGGUGAGCCGAUGGUGGAAAAGCGAAAGAGAGAACAGAAUUACAUGAAGCACCAGGUGGAGGCAGCCGCUAACCGCAAGAAGACAGCCAUCUUGCACCAGCUGGUGGACCAAAAGUGGGAUUUGUUGAUGCUUCAGAGGACACACAAAGAGCACUUGGCAGACAGAAAUGCUGAGCUUGAGCGAGUGAGCAGAAUCUACCAAGACUUACAGGAUGACUGGGAAAGGAGUGCUGUCUUGAAGAAGCAGCGGGACCUGGAGGAGAAGGCUUUCCAGCGGGCCCCCAGCAAGCUCUUCCUCCUGGACCAGUGUGAGAAGUAUCGGCGGUGCAAGCAGUGCCAGAGGCGACCCUCCAACGUGGGCAAGAGCAACGUGUGGCCCCUGAAUAAGUACAUGCAGGGCUCCCUGCUGUUUGUAUAAAACCCAACGUCUGGGCCUGCCUUUCCUAGGGAAAGUUUUUCUUUUUUAAACGUGCAGGGGUGAUGGUGAAACUACAUAUUUGUACUUUAGAGGAGAAAAAAUUAUUGUGCCAUUUGGGUGCUUUCAGGGGUAGAGGGAAUUCCUACAGACAGGUUCUCCCCAUCUGUCCUCCUCCCAUCCCGCCCCAGACAACCCUGCCGCAGUCAGGCCUGAGAGGCGCGCCCAGCUUCAUUCUGGCUGAGGGGGUGUUGCUGACCCAGCCCUGCCACUCCCUCUGUGACUUUGUCUAAGAAAGUUCAUCUUUUCCUCAUCUAUAAUGAAGUGUCGUAAUAAAUACUUUCUCCGUGUUUGGGCA